AUGCAGGCAGUCUGUCCAAAAUCUGCCUUCUUAGUCCUGAAAGCGGACCGACACUACCUUCUUACCCGAGGCGAGUGUCACAUAAUAGGCCCCUUUGUGAUUAUGGGCACGAUUUGGGUUCACUCUGAGGCCACUGCAUUCUUGAAGGCAGAUGUCAAACUUAACGCAUACUUCUUCCUGUGUCUCCUCUUUCAUUGUUCAUGCACUGACCUCGCUUUCUGCGUUCUGCCUGCCAGCUCUCUUGCUCCUGCCCAAACGAGGAGCAAGUCUGUCGUGGAGGCCACCAUGCGGACCAACACUGCUCGUCUCCUGGUUUUGGAUCCACCCGGACUGCAGUGCCCAGAGUCAGGCGGUCGAGCUUCCGGGGGCAGUUUUGAGGAUCUGCUCUACAACUACGCCAACGAAUGUCUCCUACAGCUCUACCAGAAGGGCAAUGACACCAACGAACCAACCAUUGUGAGUUUUCAGUCUCUUUUUUGUGUCCACUAA
This is a messenger RNA of Dibothriocephalus latus, 489 nucleotides long. NCBI's taxonomy places the organism in Eukaryota, Metazoa, Platyhelminthes, Cestoda, Diphyllobothriidea, Diphyllobothriidae. The record is from the annotation of a GenBank genome assembly.